Molecule: messenger RNA, 1031 nt
Organism: Prorocentrum cordatum
Lineage: Eukaryota; Dinophyceae; Prorocentrales; Prorocentraceae
Source: the annotation of a GenBank genome assembly
AUGGCGGUUGGUUGCAUUGAGCCUCCUGAGCAGACGUACAAGUGGGCUUUAGCAACGUUGCUUGUCACGCAUUACGACACCCCACCCGAGACGAAGAAGGUGCACAGCAUGUUGAUGGACUUGAAAACAUCGUUCAAAUCAGAGAAAAAGGAUUUCGGCUUUACUCGCAUCAUGGAUUACCCAGAUUCGCCAUUCGAGCUCCCGCCCGACAUCUUCCAGGCCGCCUACCCAGGCGAUGAUCAGCCGAGCAAGAUUGAGCUCAAGGGCAUAAAUGCAGUCGCUGACAAGAUCUCGCUGCGCCCCACCAGAGGGGCCCUCGUUCCAUCACCGAACGACCCGUACGAGAUGGGAUUGUUUUACGAGCACCUGCAAAAGUUGCUUGACCACCGCAAAGAAAUAAGCCAAGCGGCUGCGCAGGGCCUUCCAGCGCCUCACAUGAAAUCCGAGCAGCGAAGCAGCUUGGCUAUCCACCGCGCUGCUGAUGGGACGCUAAAGGCGCAACAAGCCGUCAAACAUGAGCCACGUGUCAAGCACGAGCCAGAAGCGAAGCGUGAGGAGCAAGACGCUGAGGAGCAAGACGCUGGCAAGGGUGGGCGCGGCACCGCCGAUGAUGACGACGGACCGCGUGAAGAGGACUUGGGCACCCGCACCCGCGCUGCGAUCCCUGCCCUCAAGAAGCGCAAAGCCAAGGCGAAGGAAGACACGAAGGCGAAAGCCUUAGCUAAGAAGGGAGCUGCUGACGCAGCAAAGGACGCCGCGGCAUUGGAGGUCAAGGCUGAUGCGCCACCGCGGAAACGCCCAGCAGCAGCCGCUGCUGCCGUCAAGCACGUGAAGGCUGCGAAGGUCGAGCCUGCCGAGGCUGCAAAGGGUGGGGGUAAGUCCAAGGAUGCCGACUUGAAGCCGAUCCCGAAGUCUAAACUCAUGGGCGAUAUGCCGUCGUUGCCAAAGGAUGGUUCGAACCCCCCGCCAGUGGCCUACAAGCAGGGAAUCAUCUACACAAGCGUCAAGCUCAGGCGCUUCCGUGCCCUCAG